UCCGCCUCCUACACACAGCAUGGAGGGUAAAGAGGGUUACUCCUCCUCUUCGUCCAUUCACAGAAAAAGCAGUGAGUGAAGAAGAGAAGCUUUCUGCUCCUUGAAUGGACCAAACUGAAGGUUCCUUUUUGAAAUUCUGCCCGACUCAAGUGGUCACCAUGAGCUGGAGGAGCUUCCACGGAGUUUUUACGCUGGUGUCAGACAACUGAGGGGCAUCGACUUUGGAGAGACUUGACUCUCAUAGCAGGACGCUGGAUCUUUGAGCCCAGGGCAAAAGGUCAGUCGGGGCGUCUUGAUUGAGAGGCUGAGAGCGUCGCAAGAUAACAACGUCCAUCUUUUAUCCUUUUUCCUCCUGAGCCAAAAUGGGUUCAGAUCUACGCGACCUGAACUCUCUGCUACCUCCGGUCCCAACGGGGCCCAGUCCGAGCUGCCCGGCCCCGCAGUGGGCUCCCGUCCUGGACUUCCACACGGCCGCCUCCCCUUACUCGUCUCUGGGAGCUCCUCACACGUCCCUGGGGCCGCACUCCUUCAUCAAGCAGGAGCCCAGCUGGGGGAGCACAGGUGACCCCCACCUCCACGAGUCGGAUCCUCACUGCGGCCUCAGCGCCUUCACCGUCCACUUUUCAGGGCAGUUCACGGGCACGGGGGCUUGUCGGUACGGGGCCGCUUUCGGGGCGCCUCCUUCCGCGCCGCCGGCCUCCAGCCAGCCGCCUCCCGUCGGGGCCCCGCAUCACCAUCAGACCCCCAGCAGGAUGUUCAGCAACCCGUCGUACUUGACCAACUGCAUGGACACACAACCUGCAGUACGCAACCAGACAGGUUACAGUGCGGUGGCGUUCGAUGGAGCCAGUAAUUACGGUCACACUCCAACUCACCACAGCUCGCAGUUCUCCAACCACUCCUUCAAACACGAAGACUCUUUAAGUCACCAGAACGCCAUCGCAGAGCAGCAGUAUUCGAUGGCCCCUUCCAUGUACGGAUGUCACACACCUUCAGACAGCUGUGCAGGCAGCCAGGCUCUGCUGCUGAGGAACCCGUACAACAGUGGUGAAAAUGUAUAUCAAAUGACCUCUCAGUUGGAGUGUGUGGCUUGUAACCGUGUCAAUACACUGGCAUCAACCAGGAAGAGCCAUGCAGGAGGCUAUGACAGCGACCCCAGCACACCCAUGGUGUACAGCUGCAGCACACAGUACCGCAUACACACCCACGGCGUCUUCAGAGGACUGCAGGACGUAAGGCGGGUGCCCAGCAUCAAUCCAACCAUAGUGCGGUCGGAGAGCAGCGAGAAGCGUCCGUUCAUGUGUCCUCACCCGGGAUGCAACAAGCGCUACUUCAAGCUGUCGCAACUGCAAUUGCACGGCCGUAAACAUUCAGGUGAAAAACCUCACCACUGUGAGGUCGCAGACUGCGGUCAGAGCUUCUCUCGCUCUGACCAGCUCAAAAGACACCAGAGGAGACACACAGGUGUUAAACCCUUCGAAUGUGAGACGUGUCAGAGAAAGUUCUCUCGGUCUGACCACCUUAAGACACACACCCGGACUCAUACAGGUAAAACAAGUGAGAAACCUUUUAACUGUCGCUGGCCAAAUUGUCAGAAGAAGUUUGCCCGGAGUGAUGAGUUGGUGCGACACCACAACAUGCACCAGAGGAACCUCACCAAGCUGCAACUGGCCGUCUGAGUCGCUCACUUUGACAAACGCAGGGAACGUAUUACAGUUUUGUUUAUUUAUUCAGUCUGGGCAGCGGAUUCCAACAUUUGCCAUGAUAUUGUUCAACCAUUACACAGAUGACAUGUAAUUGCAUUGUUUCGGCCUUAGGAGUACUGCAUUUUUGUAGGUUUAUUUUAUUAAAUAUUUAGUUAUUUUGAAACACGUCCUACUCUAAGGCAAGGGGUGUCCAAAGUUUUGUAUUGGCUCCCUGGCAUAAACGUUCUUUGCCAGGGGUGCCCAAACGUUUUCCCUCCAAGGGCCAAAGUGUAAAUGUGCCAAUGGUUUGCGGGCCAAGCAGCAUUUUUUGUUACCAUGCAACAGCACCACGAGUGAGUAAUUUAGCCUCAUACCGCCAUACAUAAAUAUAAGGUAGUAAAGAUUGUCACACAGCUGUGUGCCAAAUUCAGUUAACAUGCAACUCUACAUCUUUUAUGUACAAUUUUAACCUCGAAACAUUCCAAAAGGUCAUUUUCUGCAGAUAUUCGCCAUUUCCAGGUGUUGUUCUGUAACCAGCUACUCCUAUAUUUUUCAUCUGAUCGAUUUCAAAUUUUGCCCAGACACAUUAGACAUAUGGACGAUGCUAAAUUUUGAAGCGUUACGUUUUUCAUUAAAUUAUGUGGGCGUUUUCCACAGAGUGUCAAAAAGUCACAACUUUACCGCAGAGCAGGGGUUCUUAAAUAAUACAAAAACAAAAUAGGUAGCCUGUAAAAAAAAAAAAAAAAAAAAAGAUCUAUAGAUUUUACGAUACAAAAAACUGGUAGCUAAGUCACCAGAAUUUUACCAUACUUUUUUAAGGUGUUUUUUACACAAAUUUACUGCAAAUUGAAAAACUGUACCACUGUUCAGUUCAGUUAUAGUUUAUUUCAAACAUGCAUUCGAUACAAUGUAAUGCAUCACAUAUUUCCAGUUGUUCCAUUACAUCACAACACCGCAGCAAAUUAAUGCGUCCGGAAUGAUCCAAAUGCGAGAAAAUGCAUAUUGCAAGACAUUUUUUUCAAAAAAGGAAAUAUUAUAUUUACUAAAUGAAAAAACAAAUGCCAUUAAAGAAAAACACCGGCAGAGACUAAAACACAUCCAUUUAAUUUGUUUUAAUGAGCCCCUUAAGUCAUCCAGCACCUAUAAAAUUAUAAAAUGAUAUUGCUGAAUUGACGAUAUGUGUAAUAUUUUUUUAUUUUUGACAAUCCAUACAUGUUGACGAGCAUACGUAGGACGAAGCUGCAUACUUCGAGCGCGAUGUGGUGAGGAUGACUGUAUUACAAUACUCACUAGGCUCCAGUCAGCCCUAUAACCCCUUACGAGUAAUAUUAAAAACUGAAAUUGUAUCACAAACGUAAUCUCGGCAUACAAUAUUCUAAAAAAAUAUAUAUAUAUUAUUAAUGAGAUAUAUUAUUAGACAUUACACCAAUUUGCUUUCUCACCCAUAACACAAAGUUAAGCUAUAGAUGUUUGCUCUGAUAGCUAAGCAUAAAUUGACCUACACUGCACAUUGGAUUGGUUUUAGCCUCUUUAAUGCACAGAAUGUAUUAUAGUGGACCCCCGCAUUCUUCCACUUUUACAUACAGUGGAAAAACUUUGGACACCCCUGCCCUAAGCAAUUCAUCAGAUUUCACACACACACACACACACACACACACACACACACACACACACACACACACACACACACACACACACACACACACACACACAC
Molecule: messenger RNA, 3399 nt
Organism: Nerophis lumbriciformis (worm pipefish)
Lineage: Eukaryota; Metazoa; Chordata; Actinopteri; Syngnathiformes; Syngnathidae
Gene: wt1a
Product: WT1 transcription factor a
Biological process (GO): regulation of transcription by RNA polymerase II
Cellular component (GO): nucleus
Molecular function (GO): RNA polymerase II cis-regulatory region sequence-specific DNA binding; DNA-binding transcription factor activity, RNA polymerase II-specific
Source: RefSeq, a predicted model, not a curated record